AUCUAAAUAUUCUUAAGUCUAUGCACAUCGUCUUUAAAUGUGUUAUAAUACGAAAUCCCAUAAAGAGAGAUGCGAGAAUUAUGAUGAGUAAUUGAAACAUCGUGAGGAGUAGGAGAUCUAUUUCGAGUUGUAUGUUGUAUUAUUCAGUUGAUGAACAUAAUCAUUUGCUAAACAAAGUAACAAGUCAAAAUGAGUUCCGAAAGCGGCGACUCGAGAAGAAAUGUCAAUCAAGGUCAAUCGAACAGCUCUGCGAGGCCACUGUCAAUCGAAGGUCCUUCCACCUCUAAUAACAUGCAACCAACUCCGCAACCUUUACCAAAUCAACCCAGGCAGCCGACCAAUCUGCAAGGAUUGCUCAAGUAUGCCAUGGACGCAGCACAAUCCGAGGAAAACAAAUCGCCGGUCUAUCCUUUGGACGAAGAAAAAAAGACGUUCUUGAACGAAGCACUAUCGUCGUUAACGGUGAACGUAAUAGAAGAAAUGCAGAAGGCCAUACAGAUCUUGUCUGAUGUCGGUAAUCUACGAGCCGACGACGAUUCCUCCGAGUACGAGAACGCGCUAGAGAGGAUGGCGGAUCUUGUGGACAAUAUCGACAUAGCCAAUGAUUUUUACAAGAUCGGGGGUUUCGCGAUAUUCCAACCAUGCCUGAACUCGUCGCACAGUAACAUCAGAUGGCGAACAGCUGAUAUCAUGGCUGAAUUAGCGCAGAAUAAUCCAUUUUGCCAGAACAAGCUACUCGAAGCUGGAGUGUUCCCUGUCCUGUUGUCCAUGAUCGACACAGAUCCAUCGGAACAGGCGAGGAUAAAAGCUCUAUACGCAGUAUCGUGUAUAGUCAGAGGACAUCCAAAGUCCUUAAGGUAUAUGGACACAAAUGAUGGUUAUUCGGUGCUUUUGCGAGCGAUGCAGAGUCCAGUGGAGAAGCUGCAGGUGAAGUCUGCGUUCUUGCUCUCUAGCUUGUGUAGCAAGGACGACUCGAGCGAUAUAAAAUGUACCUUAGCGAAAAUGGGAUUUAUAGAACAAGCUGCAGGCUUGUUGGGUAGAAUGAAUCUGCAGCCGACAGUCAGAGAGCAAUUGUUGAGAGUUCUUCAUGGUAUGGUAAACGAUAAUUUUUUACCGGCGCUGAAGGAAUGUCGGCGUCCCCAGUUAUGUUUGAGAAUCACUUUGGAGCAAUUAUUGUCGGAAUUAAAACCCGUAGAAAACCAAGAUGAGAUAGACAUGUGUUCCGAGCUCCUGGACAAAGUGUUUUUCGAGCCUGACACUAAUCAGGAGAGAUAACAAAAUUGUAUGUGUAUCAUAGUCUCCCCUCCUUUGAAUAAAAGUAUAAUAUUAUUUUAUAAAUUAA
This is a messenger RNA of Nylanderia fulva, 1342 nucleotides long. Its product is annotated as hsp70-binding protein 1. Gene Ontology annotation, cellular component: endoplasmic reticulum. Gene Ontology annotation, molecular function: adenyl-nucleotide exchange factor activity. The record is from RefSeq and is a predicted model, not a curated record. Lineage: Eukaryota; Metazoa; Arthropoda; Insecta; Hymenoptera; Formicidae.